Molecule: messenger RNA, 351 nt
Organism: Leptosia nina
Lineage: Eukaryota; Metazoa; Arthropoda; Insecta; Lepidoptera; Pieridae
Source: the annotation of a GenBank genome assembly
AUGCCCUGUUUGAAAAUAUUAACUAAUGUCCCUAAGAACAAAAUUCCAAGUGAUUUUGUCAACAGUAUAAUACCGCUGCUCUCAAAAGUGCUACGGAAACCCGAGCAAAAUUUCAUUUGCCUAAUAUCGGGCGACUGUCAAUUGUCUUUCGGUGGAGUCUCCACGGAGUAUGGGGCUGUAGCGACAAUAGAAUCUAUCGGAAAUUUGGGCCUUCAAGAGAACAUGGUGAUCGCCAAGGAGGUGACCAGCUUCGUCGAGAAGACACUGGGCAUAAAGCCUUCAAAUUUCUUCCUAACACUGUACGACCUGCAAGGACAAAACGUUGCCCGAAACGGUGUAACAAUUGUGUAA